UUCUUAUCUCUUCACAACACAACACAACACAACACAACAAUGUGGCUUCUGCAACUUCCCAGCACGCUCUCAACACCAUUCCUCAACGGCAACAAUGGCGUCGCCCUCACCCGUCUCUCAAAGCCCACAUCCACACUCUCUCUAUCCCAACCCCAAUCCCUUCCAUCAAUCAAAGCUAUGAAAACAAUGGAAGGAAAAGUUGUGUGCGCUACCAACGACAAAACAGUGUCGGUGGAAGUUACUCGUUUAGCACCUCAUCCCAAAUACAAGAAACGUAUUAGGAUGAAGAAGAAGUAUCAGGCUCAUGAUCCUGAAAACGUUUUCAAAGUUGGUGAUGUUGUUCAGCUUUGUAAAAUUAGACCUAUUAGUAAGAAUAAGACUUUUCUUGCUGUUCCUGUUCCUGCUAGGAAUUCUGGUAAGGCUAAUAAUUCUUCCGGUGACCUCGACAUUCCGCUUCAAUCGGAGCAAGAAGAACAGCCUCAGACUCAGGCUUAGUUUUGCAGUCUCUCUCACUCUUUAAUUUGUUGUGUUUUUAUUUUUUGUACUAAUAUGAUGAAAUUGGAAUUGAGAAAUUGAUGUUGUUAUUGUUGUUGCUGUUAAUUUGUUAUUGUUAUUAUGAAAAAUUAUUAUUUGAUUAAUGUUGCUUUGUGGGUGUUUGUUGAAAUGUUGGAUGUGGUUUAUGAUAAACCCUCAAUUGUGAAAUUGCUAUGGUUGUGUAAUUAUGUUGAGAAUUUUAUUGUUUAGUGUAAUGGAUAUGUGUUUGAUGAA
Medicago truncatula (barrel medic) is the source of this 768-nucleotide messenger RNA. RefSeq names its product 30S ribosomal protein S17, chloroplastic. Lineage: Eukaryota; Viridiplantae; Streptophyta; Magnoliopsida; Fabales; Fabaceae. The coding region runs from base 40 to 495 and encodes 151 amino acids. Gene Ontology annotation, biological process: translation. Gene Ontology annotation, cellular component: ribosome. The transcript has a single exon. The record is from RefSeq and is a predicted model, not a curated record. Gene Ontology annotation, molecular function: structural constituent of ribosome.